AUGUCACUUGAAAAGAAGAUUAGAAAUUUCUUACAAGGUCCUAGAAAAGGGGAAGCUUAUGAAUUGAAAAGUGGUUUGGUGAGUCAGUAUAAACAUGAAAGAAAAGAUGCCAUUCAACGAGUCAUUCAAGCUAUGACUUUGGGUAAAGAUGUUUCAUCAUUAUUCCCUGAUGUUUUAAAAAACAUUGCAACCUAUGAUUUAGAACAAAAGAAAUUGGUUUACCUUUAUCUUAUGAAUUAUGCAAAGACCCAUCCAGAAUUGUGUAUUUUGGCCGUGAACACUUUUGUUCAAGAUACUGAAGAUCCUAAUCCUUUAAUUAGAGCUUUGGCUAUAAGAACUAUGGGAUGUAUCAGAGUCAACAAAAUGGUCGAUUACAUGGAAAUCCCAUUGCAAAGAACAUUGAAAGAUGAAAACCCUUAUGUUAGAAAGACAGCUGCUAUAUGUGUAGCCAAAUUAUUUGAUUUAAAUCCUCAAGUUUGUAUUGAAUUUGGAUUCUUAGAUGAUUUAAAGAAUUUAGUUAAUGAUGGGAACCCAAUGGUUAUUUCCAAUGCUUUAAACAGUUUAUAUGAAAUCAAUGAUUUGAAUAAAUCUAAAGAUUUGGAUAUUUUGAUCAUAAAUUAUGAUUUGAUCAAGAAUUUAUUAUUAGUUCUUAAUGAAUGUACUGAAUGGGGUAGAAUCACCGUAUUAAAAUGUCUUAAUGACUAUAAUUGUAAUUCAGCAGAAGAAGCUAAUCUUAUUAUUCAAAGAGUCAUACCCCAAUUACAACAUAUAAACCCAGCUAUUGUUUUGUCAUCAAUCAAAACAAUCUUAAAGCAUAAUCAAUUACUUCAAAAAGCAUCACAAGAUGCUAAUUUAAAGAAAUUGAGUAGUCCAUUGAUUUCAUUGAUUUCGAACCCAAUCCCUGAAGCUCAAUAUGUUGGUUUAAAGAAUAUCAGAAUCAUUUUAGAGAAGUAUCCUGAUAUCUUAUCAAAAGAAUUAAGAGUUUUCUUUAUCAAAUAUAGUGAUCCGUUAUAUUUGAAAUUGGAAAAAUUAGAUAUCAUGAUCAGAUUAAGUAAUGAAAAUAAUUUCAAUUUAUUAUUGAAUGAAUUGAAAGAAUAUUCAAUGGAAUUUGAGCCUUCAUUAAUCAAAAAAUCUAUUAAAUCUAUUGGUUUAAUUGCUAUCAAAUUACCAACUUCCAUAAUCAAAUGUAUUAAUUUGAUAAUUGAAUUGAUCGAUAAUAGAGGUGGUGAAUUAAUAAUCAAUGAAUCUAUUAAUUGUUUAACCACUAUAUUAAGAAAGUAUCCUGGUAAAAAUGAUUUGAUUACAUUGAUUUUACCAAUUAUUUCAAACAACUUCAAAAUCGAUGAAGCUACUCAUGAAUCUAUUAUGAGCUAUAUUUGGUUAAUGGGAGAAUACCCUAAUUAUUUCACAGGUUUAACUAAAAUUUUAUCAUCACUUUGGGAAAAUAACUUCAAUGAAUUUAAUAAUGAAAUCAAAUUGAUUUGGUUGAAUUCCAUCAUAAAAAUUAAUCUUAAUAAGAAUUUGAAUAAUGAAAUCUAUUCAAACUUAUUACAAAAGACCUUAAAUGAAAUCACUGAAAAUUGUGAUGAUAUUGAUUUAAGAGAUAAAGCAUAUAUUUAUUGGAGAUUAUUAUCCGUUAAUGAUGAACAAUUGACUGAUAAGAUUAUCUUACAUAAAUUACCACCUAUUGAUUCUGUUAUCAAAAAUUUCAGUCCACAAAUUUUGAAUGAAUUAAUCAAUGAAUUAGGUACAUUAUCAACAAUUUAUGGUAAACCAAGUUCAACAUUCAUUGAAGCUCCAUCCAAUGAAAUCAAACAAGUUACUGAAGAAAAGGAAAUUAAAGAUGAAAACUUGUUAGAUUUUGAUGAUGAGGAAGAAGAAGGAGGUACUACUACAAAGAAUGAGAACAUUUUGGAUGAAUUGAGUGAUUUAUUCACUAAUAAUCUGAAGAGUGAAACUGAUGAUAUUUUGAAUUUAUUCAAUGAAAUGAAUAUAACACAACCUUCACAACCAUCCCAAACUUCAUCACAAUCUUCCCAACCUUCAAAUUCUAAAAAUAUAGAUGAUUUACUUGACUUAUUUUGA
Yamadazyma jaroonii is the source of this 2085-nucleotide messenger RNA. The record is from the annotation of a GenBank genome assembly. NCBI's taxonomy places the organism in Eukaryota, Fungi, Ascomycota, Pichiomycetes, Serinales, Debaryomycetaceae.